This is a messenger RNA of Apis mellifera (honey bee), 3762 nucleotides long. It is a transcript of the gene Traf4, whose product is annotated as TNF receptor-associated factor 4. The transcript is spliced from 7 exons. NCBI's taxonomy places the organism in Eukaryota, Metazoa, Arthropoda, Insecta, Hymenoptera, Apidae. The record is from RefSeq and is a predicted model, not a curated record. Gene Ontology annotation, cellular component: plasma membrane signaling receptor complex. Gene Ontology annotation, biological process: positive regulation of JNK cascade; tumor necrosis factor-mediated signaling pathway; protein K63-linked ubiquitination. Gene Ontology annotation, molecular function: zinc ion binding; protein binding. The coding region runs from base 2221 to 3450 and encodes 409 amino acids.
CGUUCCAUGAUAUUAUUCAUUGCUAUUGAACACAUUCUAAUUUGAAACUUGAAGAUGUCUCGAAGCAUAUUACGAUAUCAGAAUAUCAAGAUAUCAGGAGGAUAACAGAGCUUCGGCCCUAAAAACAAGAAGUAUCGAUAAACAAACCGGCUACACUUAAACGAACCGGGUAAAAGUGCGAAUAAAUGAGCGUAUGAAGAACGUGCCGCUGCCGUUCCUCAUGUUCCUUCCUAGGCCCAGUGCUCGUUUUCCAGUCAACGACUUUGUCGGAUGUGUUGCACAUACGUGCACUGUUGCAUGCGGGAAAUAUGGCGUACCGCAUACACGCACGUGGAUCGCGAAGGUGGGGCUAUGCCUUGCAAGCUAUUCCUGGAGUCGCAAGUAGCAUAACAACACAAGCCCUAUACGAGGCUAUGUACUUACGUUUCGUUCCGGCCGAAAGAUGGGAUGGCGGAUUGAUAACGCAACGACAUCUCGAAAUUCCUUGCUCUACUCUCUUAGAAAAGAGUGCGAUCCAUGCGAUUCGUGGAAACACAUCUUCACAUUCGUUUUCAUUCAAUCGUCGAUUUUAAUGAAAGGUAUUUGUCGAGCCGCGUUGAAUAUAUCGUAUUAGUCAAUCGUUUCGCCACUAAUCAAGUUUAAAGCGCGCCUGAUAAUUCUAAGAAUUACCAUCACCGUUUCAUUGGCUAUUUAUGGCGUGAAUGGAAGGAUAAGCAAUUUUCCUUCAAGAAUUUCGAUAUCGGGCAAAUGGGCUACGUAUACUUCAAAGCUAUACGAUAUUCAUACCUAAACCCUUUCUCAAGUGAAACAAAAAAGGUUAGAAUGUCUGAAUACCAUGUCUGCGAAUAAAUUGAAUGUCUGUAAUGUGUUUACUGAAUAGAAAGUUAUUGUUAAUGCAUGGUAAUGCAUAAUGAACAACUUAUGGGAUAUUUCUUGAGCGCUUGAGCACAGCAUUUCGAGGAAUUUGAAAAUCGCGAAACAACAGAUUCACGAAGGGAAAUUAAUUUCAUCGACAAGGGGGCACGCGACUUCUCGAGUCACACGGUAUUCCUCCUCUUUUCUCCUCUUUCCUCUAUCGUCCUUUGCCCCCGUCCCCACCAUUCCACAGUUUUGUAAUGCCUCUCUGUCUCUGGCACUUCCUGUGUUCCGCCACGUUCACCUGACUGCCGGCACCUGCCUUCAUAACUAUCUAGGUGUACACAGCGUAUAGAAGCAAAGCGUGUAUCCUAUGGGACUUUAGUUUCUCCGCUCGUUUCAUCGGCCACGGUGUACUCUCUGGCUUGUGCCUACUAGCGCACACAUUCCACCUGGAAACACGCCGAGUUCGCUACACGCAGUCGAUGUUACGCUGUCGUUCACCACGGCCGGACUAUCGGAGCUUUUCCUCUCCCGACUUGAUAACAGUCACGCCUCGAACCGGCGAAUCUGCGCCCGAUCAUUAGUGCGAUCCUCCGCGGCCACGAAUAAUUCAAUUUCUCCAGGAUUAACCAUUGGAAUCGAAAGGUUCGAUUAAUAUAAAUAAUCCUAUUUCUUCUUUUUUUUUAUAUAUAUAUAUAUUUCUCUCUAUUACCUCUUUCGCUCUACCUGGCUCUUUGUAGGUAUUUUUCCAAAGAAAGGAUCUACUAUUUAGAUCUUGAAUAAUAACAGGUAUUGAAGGGGUCCAUCGCGAUCCCAUUGUGAUCUUUCUUGAAAGGAAGCAUAGUUCGGAUCUUUGAUAUUUGAAUCUCUAUUGGAAUAGAAUUUCUUCUUUGGAUCGUUGUUAUUGAUAUUGUUUAAUAAGGAACGUUUUUAUUUUUCAUGUUCUGAUUGAGAAGAAGGAAGAAUAGAUUGUGGAACGUUUCAACAAGGAUGGCAUAGAAGAUUUGAAACAGCUGAAGGAGCGUGCCCAACGAUCCAUUUUCCAUUUUACGAGCCGAGGUCUCGACUCGAUAUUCGCGAGUUCUUGCGAUAGUGAAGGAUUUUUGUUUAAGUGUAAUAAUUCGUUUCUCGAAGCCGAAAGGUGAAUCUUCACUGUAAAGUGACUGUUUGCAUGUGGAGCUGAUUCCUUCUUUAUCGUUGGUUUCAGUGCUUUAUAAUGUCAUCUGGAUUUCGUAGCCGUGGACGAAAACCUUGAGCUUCCCUGCGAGGGUGUCCCCCCAGAGGCCUGCCAAGGAGUCGAAAGGGUUUCAUGUGAGCCCCAGUGCUAGUCCCACAUCGCCACCCAGCCCUAUCAACGACAACAUGGACAAGGCGCCGAUUAUUACCGAUGAGAAUUUCCAGGAUCUGGAAGCAGAAAAGGCAAUAAUGGGAUCCAUUGUGUACUGUAUACAUCAUAAGGACGGGUGCAAAUGGUCGGACGAACUUCGGAAAUUAAAGGCUCACCUGAAUACCUGCAAACACGACGCAGUCCCAUGCAGCAAUAAAUGUGGCGCGAUGAUUCCGCGUGUACUGAUGGAGGACCAUUUGAAAUACACUUGUGCCCAGCGGCGAGCACGCUGCGACUUCUGUGCCAAAGAAUUCACCGGUCACACGCUCGAGAAACACACAGGAACGUGUGGUUACGAGCCGCUCUACUGCGAGAAUAAAUGCGGUAUGAAGGUACAACGAAGGCAUCUCAGUCAGCAUAAGUUGGGCGAAUGUGCGAAAAGACUGGUGGCAUGUCGUUAUUGUAACAAAGAGUUCGUUUUUGACACUCUUGGUGCUCAUCACGCUAAGUGUGGUCGUUUUCCAGUCGCUUGUCCACAUCGUUGUGAAACUGCUGUUUUACCAAGAGAAGAUCUUGAAGUCCAUUUGAAAGAUCAUUGCACUACACAUCUCUUAUCUUGUACUUUCAAAGAUGCUGGUUGCCGUUUUAAGGGAAACAGAUUCUCGUUGGACAAACAUCUGGAAGAAUCAGCAAAGAUGCAUUUAAGCUUGAUGUGCAGUGUGGUAACGAAACAGCAGCACCAAAUAACCAGUCUGAAAUCUGCUAUUAGUAAACUAUCGUUAAACUAUACAGGCACGCUUAUAUGGAAAAUCACGGAUUACAGUGCUAAAAUGUCCGAAGCGAAAGCUAAGGAAGGAAUGGAACUCGUCAGUCCUCCCUUUUACACUAGUCAAUAUGGUUACAAGCUACAGGCGUCAGUUUUCUUAAACGGAAACGGAACCGGCGAAGGAAGUCAUAUUUCAAUAUACAUAAAGAUUCUUCCCGGAGAGUAUGACGCUCUGUUGCGAUGGCCAUUCUCCCAUAGCGUGUCUUUCACCAUAUUCGAUCAAACAGUAGUCGCAGAAAAAGCGUGCAAUAUUGUAGAAAGUUUUAUACCAGAUCCAACAUGGAAGAACUUUCAAAGGCCCAGUCGUGAACCCGAUUCCCUUGGUUUUGGUUUUCCUCGAUUUGUUUCUCAUGAAAUGGUAAAGAAACGACAUUUUGUCAAAGAUAACACCAUGUUCAUCCGAGUAAAGGUCGAUCCUAGUAAAAUAGUAGCCGUUUGAAAGAAUUAAUUUUUUCACAAGAAUCGUAUUUCUUUAAUACGUUGUAUCAUACUAUCUCAAUCGCUAUCGUUCCACUUAGUACUGUUACGUUACACACGCGUGCACAUGUGUGUUUUUCAAUGUGGUUUAUACGCAUUUUUUAUUUUUACAUGUAUUGUCAGUCCAGUAAACGAUUAAUGGUACUUGAUAUUUAUUAAUUGUAUACUUGAUGUGAUAGGCAGAAGUACUUUACAUAUACAAAGCACGUGGUACUUACGUCAUUGCACUGAUAGUAUACUAUAUAUAGUGAAACUAUACAGAAUAUACAUGAAA